Molecule: messenger RNA, 1329 nt
Organism: Lotus japonicus
Lineage: Eukaryota; Viridiplantae; Streptophyta; Magnoliopsida; Fabales; Fabaceae
Product: DNA-directed RNA polymerases II, IV and V subunit 3-like
Exons: 3
Coding region: 121-1077 (318 amino acids)
Biological process (GO): DNA-templated transcription
Cellular component (GO): RNA polymerase II, core complex
Molecular function (GO): DNA binding; protein dimerization activity; DNA-directed RNA polymerase activity
Source: RefSeq, a predicted model, not a curated record
CUGAUGGCACAAGCAUUGGGGGGUUUUGAGAAGGGUUUUAAAUAACCCUCCAUAAUUUCCCUUCUUCUCAUUCACUCUUUGCUCCGUCGUUCCACAGUAGCAGACACUGAGAAAGAAACGAUGGAGGGUGUUUCCUACGCGCGCAUGCCGCGAGUGAAAAUCCGAGAACUCAAGGACGACAUGGCGAGGUUCGAGCUUCGCGACACCGACGCCAGCAUCGCCAACGCGCUGCGGCGCGUGAUGAUAUCGGAGGUGCCGACGAUAGCCAUCGACCUGGUGGAAAUCGAGGUGAACUCGUCGGUGCUCAACGACGAGUUCAUCGCUCACAGGCUCGGCUUGAUUCCGCUCACCAGCGAGCGAGCCAUGGCCAUGCGAUUCUCACGUGACUGCGACGCUUGUGACGGUGAUGGACAGUGCGAGUUUUGCUCCGUCGAGUUUCAUCUUAGGGUUAAGUGCAUGACUGAUGAGACGCUUGAUGUUACCAGCAAGGAUCUCUAUAGUUCUGAUCACACCGUUGUCCCUGUUGAUUUCUCUCCUGAUACUUCUUCUGAUUCCGCUGUGAACAAGGGGAUUAUAAUUGUCAAGCUGAGGAGAGGACAAGAGCUGAGGCUGAGAGCAAUAGCUAGGAAGGGCAUUGGCAAAGAUCAUGCCAAAUGGUCGCCUGCAGCAACUGUUUCCUUCAUGUAUGAACCAGAAAUUCACAUCAAUGAUGAUUUAAUGGAGACAUUGACACUUAAGGAGAAAAAAGAAUGGGUUGAAAGUUGUCCUACCCAUGUGUUUGACAUUGAUGCAAACACGCAAAAGGUAUAUGUUCAUGAAGCUGAAAAUUACUCGUAUGAUGAUGAGGUGAUUAAGAAAGCUGAAGCUAUGGGCAAGCCCGGGCUUGUAGAAAUCACUGCAAAGCAGGAUAGCUUCAUCUUUAUAGUUGAAACUACCGGAGCAGUUAAAGCUUCUCAAUUAGUGCUAAAUGCCAUUGAAAUUCUCAAGCAGAAGCUGGAUGCCGUGCGGCUAUCUGAAGAUACGGUGGAGGCUGAUGAUCAAUUUGGUGAGCUAGGUGCACAUAUGCGAGGAGGAUGAUCCAGUUAAUUAGAAGGAUUUAACUUUUUGUUUCACUGAACUUGUUUGUGUGACAUGUUGUCUUUAACUGAGUAGCUGCAACAUUUGUGUACUCUUUGAGCCAAAGAUGCUAAUUACUGUUACUACUUGAGAGAUUGACUCAGAUUAUGUCAUUCGGCUCGUCUGAAACCAAGGGCUAGCAUGUGGUGUUUUUUGAAUUGUAAUUACAAUUUUAUCAUUCCUGCAUCAUUUUAAAGACAAAAGUUAGGAACA